UGGGGUCGGGGUUGCCCUGCCCUGCCCUGGCCGGACUAGCUCUCCUCCAGCAGCAUGAACCUCCACUCGGGCAGGGCGUCCGUGGCCAUGCUGCGGAUGAUGGGCUGUGCUAACGGGCGCUCUGCUCGGCAUCUCCUCCACAGUGACUGCGUGGUGGACGAGAAGACGGUGGUGCUCCAGAAGAAGGAGAAUGAGGGAUUCGGCUUCGUCCUCAGAGGGGCCAAAGCGGACACGCCCAUCGAGGAGUUUACUCCCACACCUGCCUUCCCCGCCCUGCAGUACCUGGAGUCGGUGGACGAGGGGGGCGUGGCGUGGCAGGCGGGGCUCAGGACGGGGGACUUCCUGAUCGAGGUAAACCAGGAGAAUGUGGUGAAGGUGGGCCACAGACAGGUGGUCAACAUGAUCCGCCAGGGAGGCAACCGGCUCCUCAUCAAGGUGGUGACGGUGAGCCGGAAUCUGGACCCCGAGGACACGGCACGCAAAAAAGCUCCUCCUCCACCGAAGCGAGCUCCCACCACAGCCCUGUCCAUGCGCUCCAAGUCCAUGACCUCUGAGCUGGAGGAACUCGUGGAUAAAGCAACUCUAAGGAAAAAGAAAGGUGAUGCGCAGAAGAAGAGGAUUGUUUUCCAAGUCACUCUAAACAAAGUUGAGGAGAUGACACACGCCCAGAAGACCUCACCUGUUGAUAUGAAGAUCGCUACAAUCAAACCACGCCCAUCCAGUCGCUGUUUGGUGACGCAAGCUGACAUGAAUUCCUUGUAUCAUGACCGCCAGGGAGUUGCAGUGGUGCCACCCACUGUGCCAGGGGCCUUCCUGGGAAUACCUGAGAAGGGGACGAUGAAAAAGCAAAAGUCCAUAGAUGCAUCGCAGGAUGAGAAACAGGGAUAUCUCACACCUCCCCUACUCAAGUUCGCCCGCAGCCUCUCUAUGCCUGACACCUCAGAGGACAUUCCUCCUCCCCCAGCCAUUUCACCCCCAUCGCCACCUGCCUACAACUCAGCUGCUGGACCUACACCCAAGAGCUAUGGCACCACACGACCCAGCUUCACCCAGAACUCACCCAAUGCGGUGACAACCAUUAGCCGAACCACAGACGCCAGUACGUUAAGGCGUGGCUAUUUCCGGCAGAGCUCAGAGCAUUUUGAAAGCACACGCACCCGAGGGCGCACACCAGUGCCAGAGAACCCUUACUCUGAGGUGGGCAAUAAGACACUGUAUGUGCCAGCGAAACCAGCACGUAGGAAGGGAAUGCUAGUAAAGCAGUCCAAUGUUGAGGACAGUCCUGAGAAAACAUGUCGUGUGCCAGCAAGCCCCUCAGGCCCGGUUUCCAUGCCUACCACGCCUGUAGAACGAACGUGCUCCUCCAUCCCCAUCCCCACUAUCAUCGUUAAGGAGCCCUCCACCAGCAGCAGUGGCAAGAGCAGCCAGGGUAGCAGUAUGGAGAUCGAGCCCACCACCCCUGAACACCCACCCCUUACGCCCACUGUAGGUGGAAGCGGAGGUUUGCGUCCUGAAGACCCUAUGUCUCUGGGCAACCCGUUUGCAGCAGCUAUUGCCGGGGCAGUCCGGGACCGGGAGAAGAGGUUAGAGGCAAAAAAACACUCAAUUGCCUUCCAGUCAAUAGACAUGGGGGAUGAUGAAUUUAGUAGUCCCACCCCGACCCCUCGCCUUCGCCAGUCAAAGUCCAUCGAUGAAGGCAUGUUCAGUAGCGACGAGCGGCUUAGAAGGAUACUGGCGCCUUCAGCGGCACAACUCGGGCCCCCUGUUGGGGGCGGCAGUGGCAACAUGACUGAUUUCAACACUCCUGAGCCCACAGUGGUGCGGGAGCCUCUUAACACCAGAACAGGCCAGUGUCCCAACCUGGACAGUCCUGUAAGUCUCCCAUCCACUCCUCCUAAGAGCCACUACAGGGCCAAUGGGACCUACCUCCAUCCUGUCACCGGCAAGCCCUUGGACCCUAACUCUCCACUCGCUCUGGCCCUGGCAGCUCGUGACCGGGCAAUGAAGGAGCAACAGAACCAUCCUCAGAAUCAGCCACAAAAUCCUCCUCAGGUUCAGCAAUCCGCCAAGCAUGAAGCCCAGUCCCUUCCAAUUCAGCCAAGCCACAAACCAGACCUCAACCAACCGCUGUUUAUUGACACCAAACUACGCUCUGGGAUCGAGACAAGUUUUGCUGCAAUCUCCACUGCAACCAUGGGGCGGCCCGGCCGAGGUGGCCUGCGGAGACAGAUGACAGAGCAGAAAUAUGAGUCUGAUGGGGCACGGGAAGAACGGCAGCAUCAGGCAGUUGAGGAGAGGAAGAGUGCCCCAGCGGAUGUGGCAGACACAUCACAGCCAAAGUCAGCCGGGCUGUUGAUGGUCCACACCACAGACGCCAGCAACAAGGUUAACAACCAGGAGGAGGGGCAGGACAGCAACAGGCCAUCAGAACUGAAGGACCCAAACCAACCUGAUCCUCUCAAAGCUUCAUCUCUGUCUGUCAACCCCCAGCCGCCUUCGUUGCGGAGGAGGAGCAUUCCCUUAGGCGAGUCCUUGGAUGAACCGGUCAAACUACCCUUUCGCAUCCCCCCACCCCCUCUGGCCUCUGUUGAUAUCGACGAGGACUUUGACUUCACAGAGCCUCUCCCACCACCACUGGAGUUUGCCAACAGUAUUGAUAUUCCUGAUGAUCAGGCUAGUGCCAUUGCAGAGAUGCUUCACCAACAGAGACGGAAUGGGGGACCUCCUCUACCCCCGUACCAUGCUCACGCUCCGCCACCUGUCACUGAUCAACUCAAACGGGUCACAAACAACAUGCCACCAUCAUACCCUCCUCCCCCACCUGACCCGGAGUCCGGGGUAGGUGACUCGGGCAUUGAAGAGGUAGACAGCCGCAGUAGCGGGGAUCCUCAGCACAUGGAGACCACCAGCACCGUUUCCAGCAUCUCCACGCUGUCGUCAGAGGGAGGCUUUUGCGACAGCACUCUGGAGAGCCUCUAUGCCACUGCAGAUGGGCAUGCCUUCCUGGUGGAUCGGCCUCCUGUGCCACCCAAACCCAAGGGCAAGUCAGUCAUCAACAGAACAUCGCUUUAUCAUGAUGCUCUCAUUGAAGAGCCCCCGGAGUCCUAUGGGUCACCACCUCAGGCCCCUCCCCCUCCCCCCUCAUCCUCCGAACCUCCUAGGACUCCUACGCAAAGAACAUCCAAACUGUGGGGCGAUCAGCCCCCUGAGCUGCGCAGCCCUCCAUCUACACCAGACUCCAAGAACACCGUCAUCACCGAACUGAGCUCCAUUCUGCAGCAAAUGAACCGUGACAGGCCAGCAAAGCCAGGAGAAAGCCUCGACUCCCCCACCGGGACCAGGGGAGCCUUCGGAACAAGGCCUCCCACUGAAGACUCAGGAAUGCGUAACAACGCUGCCGGCGCUGCUGCCCUCACCUCCACUCCUCCCAGCAGCCUUCCAUCCCAGACGCAUCCUUGCAGCCCGCCUGACUCCGCCUCCUCCCUCACCCCCUGCUCCUCACUGCCGCCCUCCGUGUCGCCCACCCUUACCGACGUCUUCGGUCUGCCCACGCCGCCCAUGGGCAGCGGCGGCGGGUACAGCCUGAGCUCCUCCUGCGGCGGCAGCGGGAGUUCGCGCUCUCCAUCGCCGCUCACGCUGAUGCAGGCGGUGGCGGCCUCGGGCAAGCCGUUCGCCUCCAAACCCAUGGAGCUGUGGAGCAAGCACGACGUGGCGGACUGGCUGGAAAGCCUCAACCUGGGGGAGCACAGAGACGCUUUCCUGGACAAUGAGAUCGAGGGAGCUCACCUGCCCUCACUGCAAAAAGAGGACCUGAUAGACCUGGGCGUGACGAGGGUGGGCCACCGCAUGAACAUCGAGAGGGCCCUCAAGCUGCUGCAGGACAGAUAAGCCCCGAGGAGACGGGGAGGAGACGCGUGGAGUCCGGCCGAGGAGAGGGAGGUGUUACCGAUCACUUUUACCAAUCUCUUCAUCAGACAUAAUCUCAAGUCGUGGAACUGGGUAGAAGUUUUGUCCAAGCUGAUGCUGCCUCUUGCUGUUUUUGUCCUCUCUCAUCCUCUGUCGCCCUCAUCUCAGUGCUCCGGUCUUGUCCGCCCUCUUCCUCCUUCCCACCGCUCUGAGCAUCAGGCGAUCAUGGGAUGUUGGCGGAACUGCAGGGGGAGAGAGAGAAGAGAAUAGCUGCUAAGUCACAUGAAGGAGAGAGAGAGAGAAGAGGAGGCCAGUACGAAGGACUGACCAGAAAACAAAAACUCUGGAAUAGCGUGGACUCAAACACUGGAAAAAUACUUGUCUGGAAGUUUAUUUCACAUAAAGACUCGUGCUCACCCAACUGCUUUGGAAUACUGAAGACUUUUUCCAUACACCCGGUGUGGGUGCAUGAAGAACCAGCUGAGCUGGUCGUUGCUCCUUUUCUAUCUUUGCUAGAGUUUGUUCAGAGAAUAAUAUUUCUUCACUAGAGUCCUACCGGAGUUAUAUUUCUGGGUGCAUCUAAGGUUGUAGAGAAAAAUUUGAGAUAGACUCCAUUUUUUUUGCUUUUCACCUGUUUGUGUCAAAAAUAAGAACAUUAGCUGACAUGUUUAAACGAAUACUGAACCAUAUCUCAUGUCCAUGCACACACACACACACACACACACACACACACACACACACACACACACACACACACACUUUAUGCAGAGUGCCACACACUGACAAACAAGAGCACACACUGUCUUCACACAUCCUAAGCAUGUAACACACCGAUACUGCGAUGGCCUUCUUCUCCUGAGAGAGAGCAAAGUGUGGACAGAGGUGGUCACCAGAGGAGGCGCUCCGCUGUACCAGGGGCCCCGCGGCCCCUCGUCAGUCUGCACCCAGCCGGUGUCCACCUCAUCAUACGAAGACAACGGAGGCGAGGACACGAGGUACAAGACGGACAGACAAACGUUGGACCAGGAAUAUUCUCACCUUGAAGUGGUUUGGGCUUGUCUGUCUGAUAAGGGCGUCCUCUUGGUUUUUCCUUCAAGUGUUGUGUGUGUGUGUGUGUGAAUGUGUGUGUGCGUGUUGAUGGUUGACCCGAGUUAUCACUAAGGCCAGUUUAGCUCUUUCCUCAGACCCGCUCUUUAGGCCACAGUAGGUAAACUAGAGCUGUUCUUCGCUUUUGUACUUUCCUUCCCCUCACGACGUCAGAUCUCCUUCCCCUCACCAUCAGCAGGUCAACACUCAGCGUUCAUGUGGCCCCACAGCAGCGCUAACAUAUCCAACACCCUGUGUGCACGUGGUAGAAGAAGAGGUUUAAUAGAGAGAGAGCGUUACCAGGUUUAAAGGAAUAGUCUCACAUUUUUGGGGAUUAAACGUAUUGCUGCGCGUCAGAACACUGAUAGCACUCUGAUGUCUGUGCAGGAAAUAUGAAUCUGGAGACGAUUAGCUUCGCAGUAAGACUGGAGGCAGGAAAAGUGCUAACAAAAGCUCAAAGUUCAAUAUGUCAUAUCUCACCUGAUGAUCAGUGUGCUGUGGAGGUAUCUGUCAGUCAGUCCGCUGCUUCAGUCCAGACAGAAAUAUAUCUACAGCCACUGAACUGCUCCUCAGAAUCCCGUCAGGAUAACCUUCAAAAAGAUCCAUUUUUAUCCAUUCCGGUAACCUUUAGAAAGUCUAGAGGAGCGACACGAUUACAUCAAUUUAUUUAGCGAAGGGCUGAAAGUGUCAGAGUACGUCUCUGUCCCCCGAACAACAGUGAUGUCGGUGAUUUUGUAUCUGGAAGUUGAACUUUCUUGGCUUCGUGCAUCACAGAGCAGCUUUAAUCUGAAUGAACGGGGCCUUCACACGGACACUGUGUCCAGUUUCCUCUUCAGUGCAUCCACACUUUUCCCUGCUUCAGUCUUAAUGCUAAGCUAAGCUAAGCUAAGCUAAUCAUCUCCAGGCUUCAGCUCCACAUUCACAUGACAGUGGUAUCGAUCUUCUCAACAAACUGAACGAGAAAAUUAAUAUGCGUUUCCUAAAAUGUCGACCCAUUUAAAGCUGUCACCUGAUGGUAUUUUAUUGAUUUUGAAUCCAGUGUUGGAUCCUUUGGAAUCCCUUUUUUAGCUGUCAACAAUUGUAAACAAUAAAUGUUAUAAGUAACCUGA
Molecule: messenger RNA, 6101 nt
Organism: Acanthopagrus latus (yellowfin seabream)
Lineage: Eukaryota; Metazoa; Chordata; Actinopteri; Spariformes; Sparidae
Product: SH3 and multiple ankyrin repeat domains protein 2-like
Exons: 11
Coding region: 55-3888 (1277 amino acids)
Cellular component (GO): postsynaptic membrane; dendritic spine; postsynaptic density
Molecular function (GO): synaptic receptor adaptor activity; ionotropic glutamate receptor binding
Source: RefSeq, a predicted model, not a curated record